AUGAACAAGCUUCACUCUUUGUUACGGUUACAGCAGGUUAGUCUGACCAGGUAUAGAACUGUUAGCAAACCUAAGGCUCCUCCUGGUGGUAGAGGGACGUUUGGCGGGAUAUUGGUUUCACAAUCGCUUUUAGCUUCUUUGCAGACAAUUCCGGUAGAUUUCAACCCGAGUUCGUUGCAUUGUUAUUUCCUUAUCGGAGGUAACCCAGACCAUGAUAUCGAUUACGAUGUAGAAUCAUUACGUUCUGGUAAGAAUUUCAUUCAUAAACAGGUAAAGGCGUACCAGUUUGACAAACUGAUAUUCAUUUCGACGAUCUUGUUCUACAGACAACCGGACCCUGAUAAGCUACAUGCGUUGAAUAGACUUGGCAAGUUGCCCAAGUUACCAGAUUUCAAGAAAUUCCGUGAAUCGACACAGUUGUUCGAGAACCAGGUGAUGGGCAAGCUGCCCAAUUUCAAACGUGUAUCAACAGUAUUUCAAGGCUCUGAUGCCGAGACCAAGAAGCUCCGUGAUCGAUUCGAAACAGGUACCGUUGAUUACCGGUUCCCGGACAACUUCUUUGUUAAUGAGUCAGAUUCAGAUGAGUUGGAUUAUUACUUACGUGUGCGUGAGAAUAUACCUGCAAGUGGAGUUCCUGGUUUCUCCCCAAACGCAGAUAUAAGCCCGGAGAAUGAUGUUCGUUUUAACUAUGUCGCAUUUGCGUAUCUUUCUGACUCGUACGUUCUAUUAUCAUUGCCAUUUUUCCAUAAUCUUCCAAUGUAUUCACACAAGUUCAGUGUGUCUUUGGAUCAUACUAUCCAUUUCCAUCAACUCCCCAAGGUAAACGACUGGAUGUUUGCCAAAUUGUUCAAUCCCAGGUCUCAUCAUGAUAAGCAUCUGAUCUUAGGGCAUUAUUACGAGAGAAAGUCCAGGGAAUUGGUUGCCACUAUCUCACAGGAAGGUUUGGUUGCGUACCCAGAGAAACAGACGAUAUUGGCCUUAUUUAAAGGUGAAUCUAAAUUAUGA
Molecule: messenger RNA, 1005 nt
Organism: Kluyveromyces lactis
Lineage: Eukaryota; Fungi; Ascomycota; Saccharomycetes; Saccharomycetales; Saccharomycetaceae
Gene: TES1
Product: palmitoyl-CoA hydrolase
Exons: 1
Coding region: 1-1005 (334 amino acids)
Biological process (GO): acyl-CoA metabolic process; fatty acid catabolic process
Cellular component (GO): peroxisomal matrix
Molecular function (GO): fatty acyl-CoA hydrolase activity
Source: RefSeq, a predicted model, not a curated record